AGUCGUCCUGCGAAGCUACGGAAAUGCAAGCUAACACGUGGAAACAGUGAGUUACCGUGUUUUGUUGUGUAUGUCAGGGCGGUGUAGUGCCUUUUUUGAACCGUGCCUUGUGAACGGUGACAUUAACAAGCUUGCUGACGGCGGCGUUAGCUCUUCAGCGGGCUGCUGAGCUAGUUUGUCACUGUUAUAAUGGCGGAUAACGGAGAUGAGGACGCCCAGUACAGGAUUAAAGAGGGAGACUACGUUGUGUUGAAACGAGGAGACAUCUUCAAAGCUGUGCAGAUUCAGCCGAAGAAGAAGGUGGUCUUUGAGAAGCAGUGGUUCUUCUUGGACAAUGCAGUGGGACACUUGUACAGCACCACUUUUGAGAUCGUGUCUGGAGGGACUCUACAACCGCAGAGGCCCAAGAGCACCCAGAGCACCUGUGAUGCAAAGGAGGCAGGCACAGACAACCGAAAUAUAGUGGAUGAUGGGAAAUCUCAGAAACUAACCCGGGAAGACAUUGAGACGCUCAAAGAGCAAGGUCUGAAGGGUCAGGAAAUCAUUCAGCAGCUUAUAGAGAACAGCACAACAUUCAGAGACAAGACCGAGUUUGCUCAGGAGAAGUACAUCAAGAAGAAAAAGAAGAAGUAUGAAAAUAUCGUGACAAUUUUAAAACCUUCCUGUCGCAUUAUGGCAAUGAUGUACCAUGGCCGAGAACCAGGGAAGAUCUGCCACCUGCGGUAUGACACGCUGGCCCAAAUGCUGACACUGGCAAACAUCCACGCAGGAAGUAAAGUUUUGGUGUUUGAGACCUGCGCUGGCCUCGUGCUGGGAGCUGUUAUGGAGAGGAUGGGAGGCUAUGGUUCAGUGAUCCAAAUGUACCCAGGAGGCGGCCCAGUUCGGGCAGGCGUGGAGAGCUUUGGCUUUCCCACUCACUUCCACGAUAUGCUGCAUGAGUUUCCCAUCUGCCAUGUCAACGCUCUGCUGGCAGGCACCCUGGACACCACUGCCAAAGACCCCAAUGCUGAUGCAGCACAGUCCAGUAGCACUGCAGAAGAAGAGCCGACCCAGCCUGAUCCCGGCCAACAGGGCAGUCCAGAGGAACAGAGCAUGGACACCAGCUCUGGCCCUGACCCUCCCCAGGACCAGGACAAAGAAGAGAAGGAGAAACGCAAGGAACUCAAAGCUCAAGAGAAGAAGGUGAAAAUGGAAGAGAAGAGAAAGAAGCUGGCAGCUGCUGCUGCCCAGCUGGAGGGGCAGAACGCAGAUGGGUUGGUUAUAGCCAGUCGGUUUCACCCGUGUCCAGUUCUAAUCGGGCUGCUCAAAUUCCUCGCCCCCUCCCGGCCCUUUGUGGUGUACUCCCAGUACAAAGAGGCUCUUAUCGAGUGCUACACAAAACUCAAGGAACAAGGCGGUACCGUCAACCUCAGACUCACCGAUACCUGGCUCAGACAUUACCAGGUGUUGCCUAACAGGACGCAUCCCGUGCUAUUGAUGAGCGGGGGCGGGGGAUACCUCCUCUCAGGGACCACAGUUGCCACGGACAACUCCAAACCCGCAGGCUCCCAGAGAGCUGAGGAGCCAGCGUCAAAGAGACUCAAACUGACAGACACCGAAGGAUAAACAGCUACAGACGUCUCUGACUUCUAUAAGGGCAGAUCACUAAUGGCCUGUGGUGGUUUCCUCCAGCAAUGACGAUCCUUUCCGCUGAACUGAUCUGACACAUCUGGAAUAGGGGAGACAAAGUGUCUUGUUUGCAUUCAUCAUAGCAGUUUCUCCCGUCUUGUGUUUUCAGAUCAGUGCAGAUGAAGGCGUGAAGCUGAAGAGUUGUACUGUAAUGCCAGUUUAGGCUAUUUGAACUCACUGUAUGUGUUAUGUAAGGAACUGCUAAAAUCAGAAUCGUGUGUGUUGUCGAGAAUAAGUGAUCGUUCUUCUUUGUCUCGUCCCUUGAGACCAGGUGUAAAAAAGAAAAUGCUUUUUUUUUUUUUUUUUGUUAAUUCUCUGCUUUUAAGUUAAGAGAGAUGGUGUUUUUUAUUUUGUUAUUCCUCUGAGGAAAGUGCCAUGUAGAAAACGAGCCAUUUGCUAAUUCAGCUUUAUACUGUGGAUUACAUCAGCACAGAAUAAAAUGCAGUUCUGAAAACACCAUUUGUAAUUCACAGUACUUUGUAAUGAGCUUUAUGUGAGAAAUGAAACAUUGAAAAGUAUUUGUUUGGUCCCAGAAUCAUUUAUUUUAUUAAGUGCAGACCAGACAAACCUUUAUGAACACAGUAAUGUAAAUUGCUGGACAACUUGCCUCAGCCAUAUAUUAGCAAUUUCAUUUUAUAUUUUACUAUAUGUUUGUUAUAUAAACAUCAAAACCAUUCCCAUGCGUAUUUUAAUAACAUCAGAAUAACAACAAAAUAUCACAAAUACAAUGAUAAACAAGUUGAUAGAAUCUUU
Molecule: messenger RNA, 2421 nt
Organism: Myripristis murdjan (pinecone soldierfish)
Lineage: Eukaryota; Metazoa; Chordata; Actinopteri; Holocentriformes; Holocentridae
Gene: trmt6
Product: tRNA methyltransferase 6 non-catalytic subunit
Exons: 12
Coding region: 190-1605 (471 amino acids)
Biological process (GO): tRNA methylation
Cellular component (GO): tRNA (m1A) methyltransferase complex; nucleus
Source: RefSeq, a predicted model, not a curated record